Messenger RNA from Aspergillus brunneoviolaceus CBS 621.78, 789 nucleotides. RefSeq lists its product as uncharacterized. The coding region runs from base 1 to 789 and encodes 262 amino acids. The transcript is spliced from 2 exons. The record is from RefSeq and is a predicted model, not a curated record. Gene Ontology annotation, biological process: mycotoxin biosynthetic process. NCBI's taxonomy places the organism in Eukaryota, Fungi, Ascomycota, Eurotiomycetes, Eurotiales, Aspergillaceae.
AUGGAGACAGAGUCACAGCCCUUUCUGACGCCCACCGCGACAGAUGGGGACCAGCAGCAGCAACAAGGCUGGUGGCCUCAGGUUCAGCAUACGUGCAAAUCCAGCUUUUCUAAACCAAUCGCCCUUUGGAUUGGAGUUCCCGUUCUCAUAAAUGCAUUCGUUUUGAUAUCUCUCGCUUCCUGGGUCGCGCACCGUUCGAGCCCAGCAUGUUCAUUGACGCGCGGAGAAGGCAAGCUUGGUGAGCUUCGCGGCCUUCAACGCCACUUUGUUCCUACGAAAUUCACCGACUACUCCCAAACAGCAUAUUUCCAGGAUCCCGACUCAUUGACCGAUGCAGCUUGGGAGGAUCUACUUGGGGAUAUGUUCAUCCGAGUUUCAACCGAGGAACUGGACCUGGCAAACCAGACCUCAAUCUCGCUGCCUCGAGAUGACAAGCACCUUGCCUGGCUUGGAGUAUACCACGACCUGCAUUGCAUUGUACAGCCUCCUUUCCUCCUCCCCUACCCAAUCAAAAACCCCCAUGAUGAGCUCUAUUGGCAAUCAUGUACUUACUUUGGGCUCAAGAACACCCUCCGCCAAUGGAUUCACCGCGACUAUUACCAUCCCAAUUUAACAGCCGCAGAGCAGAACAAACUCGAAUCCCACAUUAGUAGGUUCCCAUCGCAUCAUGAACCCCCCACCCCCUUCUCGGUGAAAAUGCCGCAUGCUGACACUACCGUCCUUUCUGAGAAGGCCAUUGCCUGGACAUGCUGCGCCAGAGUGUCCAGUGCCACGCCGAUGCAUAUCUGA